UCUCCAUUAAUUUGAGCGAGGAUGAAAGAUUUGUGGAUGAGAAAAGUGAAAGUGAAGGACGAGAAGAAAAUAAAUUUAAAAAAAAAGACCAGGGCAGUGGGAGUGAUUCAGCUGUUAUUAGACACAUUUACUAUGAUAAUUCUGGAAAAUCCCUUAUCUGCUCAUUGUGUUACUAUUGUUUUAGUGAGAUUAUAUGGUCAUACCUGAAAGUCAGAGGGGUGUGGUGACCGCCAGUGUCGCUGAGGGAAGCCACGGAGGAGCCAAGAAAGUUGCAGCUGCCUCUUUGACAGGUGCAAGAGGAACGACACAAGCUCCGCUCAUGUUUACGAGGUCGCCAUUCUUGAGAGGUCCGCAGCCUGCCGUCUUCAAGCUGCCGUCUACCAUGACGACAUUACAAGCUGCACGGUGAGCCGCAGGGGCGUCACGGACAUCGUUACACUUGGCGUUGCCGCCAUCUUGAAGCAUCCCGUCAUGCAUCUGGAGGUGAAGGUUGCCCUCAACUUCAUCGUGUCCUACUUGUACAACAAGCUGCCUCGUCGUCGAGCCGACCUCUUCGGAGAGGAACUGGAGAAGAUCCUGGUGUCUCGCUUUGAGGGUCACUGGUACCCGGAGGACCCCCUUCGAGGUUCCGCCUUCCGCUGCCUCCACCUGGGUGCCCCCCGGGACCCGGUGGUGGAGUUGGCCGCAAAGAGAAGCGGCCUGGACACCGAUGAAGUGCGCGCCAACGUCCCUGAGGAACUCAGCGUGUGGAUCGACCCGUUUGAGGUGUCCUACCAGAUCGGAGAGAACGGGGGGGUGAAGGUGCUCUACCUGGAGGACCUCAGCGGCGAUGCAGCACGGCCUGAGGGGUUGACAAGCGACGCUAAAGGAGACGCCGACAUAGAAGAGACAAAGAAUCAGGGCUUCAAUCCAGACGCUCAGGUAUUUAUUCCCAUUGGAAAGCAGUCAUCUCCUUCAAUGAUGUCGUCGCUCUCCAGCUCGCCCACUCCGCCCAGCACUCACCCCUGCCCGGGGCUCUUUGGCUCGCCUUCCGCCCACUCCUCCAACACCUCCACCCCUUCUCCGCCCUACGCCGCACCUCAGCAGCCCGCUUUGCGUCCUCAACCCAUCACCUUUACCACGGCCGCCUUCGCCGCCACCAAAUUCGGCUCCACCAAGAUGAAGAAAAGCGGCCCGGCGGCAGUGCCGCCCGCCCCCGCCGCCCACUCUCCCACCGCCACCUUGGCUCCGGAGCUGCUCAAGCACAAGCCGCUGUCUCUGUCCAUGCACUCGCUCGGGGGUCCCGUCCCCAGCCAGCUGUCCCCCAACGCCAAAGAGUUUGUCUACUCCCCCGGUCCUCUCUACUUUGACGCCGAGGCCUCUUUUGACCCUUUCGCCAGCCCACCGCCACCAUCCCAAAGUAUGAACAUCAUGGGCGCCAACGGCGAGAUCUCCUACAUGGAGAAGCCGCCGUUUGUGGAGGCUUUAGGAAGCUACAAGCUGCAGUAUCCCAGCCGGGCCUUCCAGCCUGUGGUGCUGGCCAACUGAGCAUCCACUCCUUCCAAAACUGAACUUUCUACAAGGUUCCGGUCCCAUUCUGGGUCCUGAAGGGGUUUUCGCUGUUAGUCACGAAGGUUGUGCUCUGGAAGAAAAGAGCUCUGCAGCCUGCCGGGUUGUUUCUAGAAAGGGACAACUUCCAAUAAUUCAUCCCUCGGGGGGGCUGCAGGAAGCCAAGGCUUUCUUUGCAUUUGAAGUAGCCGGCACUCGCGUCUGGAUACCUGCAAGUAGCCGGCACUCGCGUCUGGAUACCUGCAAGUAGCCGGCACUCGCGCCUGGAUACCUGCAGUGGUGUGCGCUCACAGCCAAAACAGACUCAUCCCGUCGUCUUUGCAGGAGAGCAAGGGGGGUUGAGUAUGUGGGGCUCAGAAACGGGUGUCAAACUCAAACCCAGGGUCCAAAUCUGGCCUGCCACAUGAAUUAAAGUGGCCUGCCGCAUUACUUAAUAUAGCUGGCCGCCUCAUUUCAUUCGGCCUGUUGCAUUAUUUAAAAUGGCCUGCCGCAUGCAGCGCUAUUUAAAAGGCAUCAUUGAUGUGGCCCCUUGGCAAUAUCUGCAUUAUUUCAUAUAGCUGACCUACCGCAUUAUUUUGUGGUAAGCUGCUUUAUUUAAAACUUUAUUUUGUGGUGUACAGCAUUAUUUGAAAACAUCCAGCUGCUUCUUUCUUGGCAUUAUUUAAAGUGGUCCGCCGCAUUAUUUCAUAUAGCUGGUCGCGUUAUUUCAUGUGGCCUGCUGCGUUAUUUAAUUCGGCCUGCCCCAUUAUUUCAUGUAGCUGGCCAUUUCAAUUUAUGUGGCCCACUGCAUCAUUUUGUGGUACCUUGCAUCAUUAUAUGUGGCCCUACGCA
Messenger RNA from Nerophis ophidion (straightnose pipefish), 2379 nucleotides. RefSeq names its product protein Tob2. The record is from RefSeq and is a predicted model, not a curated record. The transcript has 2 exons. Gene Ontology annotation, molecular function: transcription corepressor activity. Gene Ontology annotation, biological process: regulation of gene expression. Gene Ontology annotation, cellular component: nucleus; cytoplasm. NCBI's taxonomy places the organism in Eukaryota, Metazoa, Chordata, Actinopteri, Syngnathiformes, Syngnathidae. The coding region runs from base 472 to 1527 and encodes 351 amino acids.